GUAGGACCCCUUGCGCUUGUAUACAGUAAUCUAAGGCAGCCAUAGCGCCUGGACGAACGCGAUUCUAGAGCUUCGCUAUUUUUCCGCUUUCAAUCGCGUGACCUCGCCUAAGAAAAUGUUAGCAUCCAAGUACUUGCUUCACGUGAACUCAUAUGGAGCGCCGGUGCGGAGAGCGAGCGCGGCGCCCUGGCGCGGAGGAGUGGUCACUCGCUCUUCCAACGGGUUUGUGAAGUCGGGACAGGUCGCGCUCGCUAGCCCUGUCAGCAGUGGAGCUCAGGAUAUCAAGCAGCAACUUACCACGGAGCUGGAGGGCCUGGACCGGGGCAUCUUCGGCGUGCCGGCCGCCAAGAAGGCCCGGAUCCUGGCGCUCAUCUCCGAGCUGGAGCAGCACAACGCGCAGCCGGCGCCCACUAGCGACCUAGACCUGGUGCAGGGCGACUGGCGGCUGAUGUACUCGACCAUCACCAUCACUGGCGCCAAGCGCACCAAGCUGGGCCUGCGCGAGUUUGUCAAGCUGGGCGAGUUCACACAGCACAUCGACACAGCCAACCGCCUGGCGGUAAACCGGAUCGAGUUCUCGGUGUCUGGCCUGUCCUCGCUGCGCGGCUCGCUCACCAUCCGCGCCAACUACUCGGUGGCCUCGCCGCAGCGAGUGGACAUUAGCUACCUGGACUCGGCGCUGACCCCGGCCCAGCUCCAAAAGAUCUUCGAGGCCAACCUGGACCUGCUGCUGUCCAUCUUCAACCCCGAGGGCCACCUGGACAUCACCUACCUGGACCCGCAGCCGGCGGCGCCGGGCGCCUGGCGUGUGGGGCGAGACAACAAGGGCAACGUGUUCCUGCUGCAGCGGCCCUGAGCGGCUAGGGGCGGCGGCAGGGAGCCAGGGAGCGGCCGGUGGCGUUGGCGGAAGGAGGGGACAGGAAUGGCUGGAGCAGCGGCAAUGGAAGCGAAAUUCGAGGAGGGUAGGGGAAUCAGGACGGGCAGCGGUCAGAUGUGUAUGUAGUAUAUGCGUUGCGGCAGGCGUAAGCAUAACGAGGGACGUUGCCUGGCGCGCGGAUGGACGAGGCUCUCGUACGGACUCGGAAGCAAUUGACGGAACAAUUUUGAUGCACGCGGCACCGUGAUGCAGUUUCGAAGUGCGAUUUUGGCUGUGUACCGGACCUGGCUGCGCUACUGACCGCUGGAGGCAGGUUCAUCCCAUGCAGAACAGUCUGGUGGCGUUGGGGGAGGUGGUGGCGUCGGGAGAGUGCACUUGUACAUUGCAAGCAAGGUUUGGGAGUUUUAGAUACAACGUGCUUAAGUCUCGGACGUGGCAAGAUGAGGCAGAACUGAAGAGUGAAGGUGAUGAAGGGGGCCGAAAAGGAGGAGCUCGGACACAAUGGACGGCGGCAGGGGUGACGUAAGGCGGGGGGGACAGGUCUGCGGAUUGGGGGUGCUCAUUUCCGUUGCCAA
This is a messenger RNA of Chlamydomonas reinhardtii, 1452 nucleotides long. RefSeq lists its product as uncharacterized. The record is from RefSeq and is a predicted model, not a curated record. The coding region runs from base 116 to 856 and encodes 246 amino acids. The transcript has 5 exons. Lineage: Eukaryota; Viridiplantae; Chlorophyta; Chlorophyceae; Chlamydomonadales; Chlamydomonadaceae.